Molecule: messenger RNA, 14226 nt
Organism: Fundulus heteroclitus (mummichog)
Lineage: Eukaryota; Metazoa; Chordata; Actinopteri; Cyprinodontiformes; Fundulidae
Product: ankyrin-3-like
Exons: 40
Coding region: 54-12755 (4233 amino acids)
Biological process (GO): protein localization to T-tubule; signal transduction; regulation of cardiac muscle contraction
Cellular component (GO): T-tubule
Molecular function (GO): protein binding
Source: RefSeq, a predicted model, not a curated record
GUUUGACUCCCCUUCACUGUGGUGCUAGAAGUGGCCAUGAGCAGGUGGUGGAGAUGCUGCUGAACAGAGGAGCUCCGAUACUGUCCAAGACCAAGAACGGUUUAUCUCCUCUCCACAUGGCGACACAGGGCGACCACCUGAACUGCGUUCAGCUGCUGCUGCACCACGAGGUGCCCGUGGAUGACGUAACCAACGACUACCUGACGGCUCUACAUGUGGCUGCGCACUGCGGUCACUACAAGGUGGCGAAGGUCAUUUUGGAUAAGAAGGCCAAUCCCAACGCUAAGGCACUGAAUGGUUUUACCCCCCUGCACAUCGCCUGUAAGAAGAACAGAGUGAAAGUGAUGGAACUGCUUCUCAAACAUGGGGCGUCUAUACAGGCAGUCACAGAGUCUGGUCUGACGCCGAUCCAUGUUGCUGCGUUUAUGGGGCAUGAAAACAUCGUCCACCAGUUGAUCAACCAUGGGGCUUCACCGAACACAAACAAUGUGAGAGGGGAGACAGCGCUCCACAUGGCAGCGAGGGCCGGGCAGUCUGACGUGGUCCGAUAUUUGAUUCAGAACGGAGCACAAGUUGAUGCCAAGGCUAAGGACGACCAGACUCCGCUGCACAUCUCAAGCCGUCUGGGUAAGCCAGACAUCGUGCAGCAGCUGCUGGCAAAAGGAGCAUGCCCAGAUGCUACGACCAACUCUGGAUACACACCUCUGCACCUAGCUGCCAGGGAGGGUCACAGGGACGUGGCUACAGCUCUUCUCGAUCAAGGAGCUAAUCUGAGCAUCACAACAAAGAAGGGCUUCACUCCUUUACACGUUGCUGCAAAGUAUGGAAAGAUAGAAGUGGCCAACCUGCUGCUGCAGAAGAACGCUCCAGUUGAUGCUGCUGGGAAGAGUGGACUAACUCCACUGCAUGUGGCAGCGCACUAUGAUAACCAGAAGGUGGCGCUACUACUGCUCAAACAGGGAGCUUCACCCCACGCUGCAGCCAAGAACGGUUACACUCCACUGCAUAUCGCAGCCAAGAAGAAUCAGAUGGAGAUCGCCACCACUUUACUGGAGUACAGCGCCUCCACCAGCACAGUCACGCGUCAGGGUAUCACUCCCCUGCACCUCGCGGCGCAGGAAGGCAACGUGGACAUUGUGACCCUGCUGCUGGCCAGAGACGCUCCUGUUGGCACCAGCAACAAGUCUGGUCUGACCCCGCUCCACCUGGCUGCCCAGGAGGAUAAAGUCAACGUAGCCGAGGUGUUAGUCAACCACGGAGCCACAAUAGACCCUGAGACCAAGCUGGGCUACACCCCUCUCCAUGUGGCUUGUCACUAUGGUAACCUGAAGAUGGUCAACUUCCUGCUUAAGAAUCAGGCAAAGGUCAACGCUAAGACCAAGAACGGGUACACACCUCUGCAUCAGGCUGCUCAGCAGGGACACACGCAUAUCAUCAAUUUACUGCUGCACCACGGAGCUUCGCCCAACGAACUCACUGCCAAUGGGAACAGUGCUCUGUCAAUCGCCAGGAGGCUUGGCUACAUCUCGGUAGUUGACACACUCAAAGUGGUCACAGAGGAGACUCUGACCACUCAGACUGUGAUAGAGAAGCACAAGAUGAACGUCCCAGAGACAAUGAACGAGGUGCUGGACAUGUCUGACGAUGAUGUCUGUAAAGCCAAUGUCCCCGAAAUGAUCACAGAUGACUAUUUUUCUGAUGUGGAAGAAGAAAUGGAUGUUGGCAUUAUCAACAUCAGCUAUACUUGUGACGAUGCAAUGACUGGGGACACAGACAAAUAUCUGGCUCCCCAUGACUUGCGGGAACUGGGAGACGACUCGCUCCCACAGGAGGGCUACAUGGGCUUCAGCGUUGGUGCACGGUCGCAGAGCCUCCGUUCCUUCAGUUCUGAUAGGUCCAACACGUUGAACCGGAGCUCCUUCACGCGGGACAGCAUGAUGAUCGAGGAGAUCCUGGCUCCCACCAAAGACCCGCAUCUGUUGACGCCCAAGGACACCGACAACGACUCUCUGAGAAGGUACAGCUGGACGGCAGACCCACUGGAUAACGUCAACCUCGUCUCCUCACCGGUCCACUCUGGGUUCCUGGUGAGCUUUAUGGUCGACGCCAGAGGCGGCUCCAUGAGGGGAAGUCGCCACAAUGGCAUGCGCAUCAUCAUCCCACCGAGAAAAUGCACGGCCCCCACGAGGAUCACUUGCCGUCUGGUCAAGAGGCACAAGCUGGCUACUCCUCCUCCAAUGGUGGAAGGAGAAGGCCUGGCCAGCAGACUGGUGGAGGUCGGACCGGCAGGGGCUCAGUUCUUAGGGCCUGUGAUAGUGGAGAUCCCACAUUUUGCCUCGAUGCGGGGCCAGGAGAGGGAGUUAAUCUUGCUGCGCAGUGAGAAUGGAGAAUCCUGGAAGGAACAUCUAUAUGACAGCAAGACCAACGACCUCAAUCAGCUCCUCAAUGGGAUGGACGAAGAACUGGAUAGCCCUGAGGAGCUGGAGAGGAAGAGGAUCUGUCGCAUCAUCACCAAGGACUUCCCACAGUACUUUGCUGUGGUGUCCCGGGUCAGACAGGAGACCCAUCAGAUGGGACCAGAGGGCGGAACUCUCAGCAGCCGGAGCGUCCCAUUGGUUCAGGCUUCCUUCCCUGAGGGGGCGCUAACAAAAAAAAUCAAAGUCGGAUUGCAGGCCCAGCCGAUUCCUGAGGACACUGUAAAGAAAAUUCUUGGUAACCGAGCAACCUUCAGCCCCAUUGUUACCGUGGAGCCCAGAAGGAGGAAGUUCCACAAGCCCAUCACCAUGACGAUCCCCAUACCUCCGCUCUCAGGGGAGGGGCUUACUAACGGUUACAAAGGAGACAGUACACCCUGCCUCCGGCUCCUCUGUAGCAUUACAGGUGGUACAUCUCCAGCACAGUGGGAGGAUAUCACUGGAACAACCCCCCUCACGUUUGUCAACGAUUGUGUCUCUUUCACUACUAAUGUCUCUGCGAGGUUCUGGCUAGCAGACUGCCACCAGAUCCCCGAGACGGUGAGCUUGGCCACUCAGCUCUAUAGAGAGCUGAUCUGUGUGCCCUACAUGGCAAAGUUUGUUGUGUUUGCUAAGAUGAAUGAUCCAGUGGAGUCCAGCCUGAGGUGCUUCUGCAUGACAGAUGAUAAGGUGGACAAAACCCUGGAGCAGCAGGAGAACUUUGAGGAGGUGGCAAGGAGCAAAGACAUAGAGGUUCUGGAGGGAAGACCCAUCUAUGUGGAUUGCUAUGGGAACUUGGCUCCGCUGACCAAAGCUGGUCAACAGUUAGUUCUUAAUUUCUACGCCUUCAAGGAAAACCGUUUGCCCUUCUGUGUUAAGGUUAGAGAUCCCAGUCAAGAGCCUUGCGGUCGCCUCACUUUCCUUAAAGAGUGCAGGUCAACAAAAGGCUUCCCACAGACCGCUGUGUGCAACCUGAACAUCACGCUUCCCACAGUGAAAAAGGAAUCGGAGUCAGAUGCCGAGGACGAGACUGAAAAGCCAGAUCGACGUCAUACCUUUGCAUCCCUAGCCUUACGUAAGCGCUACAGCUAUCUGACCGAGCCUGAAAAGAAAACAGCAGUUGAACGAAGUGCAGCAACAAGAACACUGCCUUCUGGUCACCCUCACAAACCUGUCUUUCCAACCAGACCUUACCCACCAUGGUCGACUGCUCCUAUUACCGUCCCUGGCCAAACAAGGCUCAUCGGAGUGGGGGGUCUCCUCGCCUCUGCCGAUUCACCGGCAGGCUCACCAGCUGGUUCUCCACUAAAAUCUGCCUGGCCCCUCUCAGCGCCUUCCCCUGCAUGUCCCACAACUAUAAAAGCAAUCUCGGGUGCAUCACCCCCAACACCUGCCUCUUCGUCUCCAGUUAAAUCAAUCAGUGACAUACCAUCAUCCCCAAUCAGAUCUUACAGGACUGUGCCUUCACCUAUUAAAACUGUUGUCCAACAGGGUCCAUACCCCAUUUAUGGGUCUUCUAUCCUUGCAACAUCUGGAAGUAAACCAGCCACAGAUCCUGCUUCAAUUAAAAAUCUUGCAUCAGCAUACACAACAAGGAUCCCUCUACAUCCUUCAAUACCAAAUGGUUCUUUAUCUGAGAGAACCUCAGCCCCUACUUCUUCUGUCACAUCACCGAAAUCACUGUACAACCUGUAUGGCUCUAAUCUGCCUUUUAAAACUACUCAUGUUACCACAGCUACUACAGAAGCCACCUCAUUUUCUUCUGUAAAGAACAUCUCUAGCCUGUCAUCUCUAAAGACGUCUGUCGACUCCACGCUCACAUCUCGAGGAGGCAGGACAUCCAUCUCAUCCCUUUCUUCAGCUGGUCAGAAUACCAUUUCUUCUUCCGAUUUUUCCAUGAUGAACGGAUCAGUCUCGCCGAUUAAAUACCCAUCGUCCUCCUCCACCCCGUCCUCGCCUUCUUCACGUCUUCUCUCAGAGAGAAGCAACAGUCUUCAGGAGAGGAUCCAAGCCACCACCCAUGCAGCAACUUCCAGUGUCAGUGCAGCCAUAAAUGAAGCUUUAGACUCAUACUCAGUCUCAGGGUACGGCACACUUAGGUCACUGUCAUCUUCGCGCAGAUCUGCUACAGCAACUCCACCUUAUGGUUCCCUGAGAUCUGCAUCUACCACCCCAAGUCCAGCAAUCUCAUCUAAUUCAAUGACUGUCCCUGUUUAUUCGCUUCUCAAUGUCAUCCCUGACAGCCCUGUCAAACCAGGCCCUGGGUCUCUGAAAAUGGCACUGCCUGAUUCCCCUCGUACCUCAUCUUCUUCUUCUUCUUUCCCUUCAUGUGUCACUGGAACAAAAUUGAAAUCCCAGUUAAAAUCCCCUCCAUUUAUAACACCACCAGUAAUCCAUCCAACUGCAGCCUCCAAUCAGGAGAUACUGAAAGAUGUAGCAGACAUGAAACAGGAUCUAAUUAGAAUGACAGCUAUUCUCCAGACAGACACACAGAUGGCUGCUAAAACUGUACAAACAUCAAACACUGGCACUCCUAAAGAGUCUAAGUUAGAAGACCAGGAGCCACACACACUUGUUGAGAAGGUAAAAAAAGAUUUAUUCAAAGUCAGUGAGAUACUACAGAAAGAUAUAAUGGCCGAAGGUAAGGCAGGUAAAGAGACAAGCUCAGAGGAGGAAUGGGAGGAAUUUUCCAGAGAUGAGAUUGAGGAGGCUCAAAGAAGUGCCCUCCAAGACUAUUACCUUCCAUUUGAAGAAAACACUCUUUUUAAGCACCAGUCGAUGUCUAGCAAAGAAUUGGAGUUAACUAAAGUAGUAGAUUACUUAACAAAUGACAUUGGGGCCAGUUCUCUGUCAAAAAUGGCAGAGUUGAGAAGUAAGCAUGAGGAUGAGGUGAAAAAGGAAGGGGAGGAGAAACAAAAACGAGUCCUCAAGCCAUCAAUGACCAUACAAGAGCACAAACUCAAAAUGCCUCCACCAGUUUCAGGCAUGAUUAGGUCUCCCUCAGAAAAAGACUUAAGCAAGCUUGCUGAGUCGUACCAAGGGUCAGACACAAUCUUGGAAUCCCCUGAGGAGCUGUCCCAUGAGCAGGAUAAGAGUCCCCUGUCAGACAGUGGGUUUGAGACGAGAAGUGAAAAGACACCAUCUGCUCCUCAAAGUGCAGAGAGCACAGGUCCUAAACCUUUAUUUACAGAUUCCCCGAUACCCCCAUGUGUAACUGAGACCAGAACUGAGGUAGUACACAUUAGAAGCUACGAGCAGCCCGAUGACCUUUCCGAGCCUGGACUCAUGGAGGAGGCUGCAUCUGCUUUACCUCCUUUAGAGCCAGAAAGUUCAUCAACUAAACCUUUACAGAUGAAAAUGUCAGAAGAUGAUGCCUUAAUGAACAAAAGCAUGUGUCUUAAAGAGGAAACUCAUAUCACUACCACAACCCGUAUGGUGUAUCACAAGCCCCAACUGACUGAUGGCACAGAGAUGAUAGAGGAAGGCAUGUCAGUCAGAGAUAUCAUGAAAGCUUUUCAGUCAGGCCGAGACCCAUCUAAAGAACUGGCAGGCCUCUUUGAACACAAAGCUAGCCAAGACUCAGUCAAAGGUGACGAACUUACUCCAAGGUUUUUAGACCGAGACAUUAAAUCCAAACCUAAAGUUGAGAGAAUAAUUGAGGUUCAUAUUGAAAAGGGCCACAGCACAGCAGACCCAACUGAGGUAAUUAUCAGAGAAACAAAGAAACACCCUGAGCUUUAUAUCUACAAAAGUGACCGUGGAAUAAAGGAGCUUACAGAUUAUGAUGAGGCCCAACAGGAAGAAGAGGAGCUUACUGCCGAAGAAUCUCUGCCCUCCUUCCUGGAAACAUCCCGCGUUAACACGCCAGUGUCACAAGAAGAGGACAGUCGCCCAAGUUCUGCCCAACUUAUAGGAGAUGAUUCAUAUAAAGCUCUAAAACUAUUAAGUCAGCACUCCAUAGAAUAUUGUGAUGAUGAAUUAUCUGAAGUUCGAGGAGAGUCAUAUAAGUUUGCUGAGAAAAUGCUUCUCUCAGAAAAAAUUGAAACAUCAUUGCAGUCUUAUUCAGAUACAGAGGAUCCCUCAACUGUGGCUGACAAAGACCACCACCGAGUUUCUGAGGAGACUGGUAGGUCUGAGGGUGUAAUUCAAGGACAAGGAAGCCCCAAAAAAGAGUUUGUUUCAUCAUCAAAGGAUGGCUCCCCUAAAUCAGGUAAAUUCAUGCAUAAGGAGGAACCAUCUCAGUUCGAUAAGGUGACAGUGCUCCAUUACUCAACAGAACCAGGCAGCCCAAAACAUGCCGUUUGGAUGAGAUUCACAGAGGACAAACAUGAUAGAAGUAGAGACAAACUGCUUUAUGAGGAUCGGGUAGAUCAGACAGUGAAGGAAGCUGAAGAAAAACUUAGCGAGGUUUCUCAGUUUUUCCGUGAUAAAACGGAGAAGCUUAAUGAUGAGCUACAGUCCCCAGAAAAAAAGCCAGUAAGACAACUGAAGGAGCCUAGAUCCUGGCCUAGUUCACCUAGCAGCAGCCCAGAGAAAAUACUACAAAAAUCUAAAGCAGGGGAUGAGUUGUACAGUAAAACCAAACUUAAGGAACCUUCGGUUGGUAAAUUCUUCAGCAGCGCCACAGCAGUUGAAAAGAAAAGUUCUAGCUUACCAAGCAGUCCUCAGAAAAGUGUUUUUUCUAGUAACAUUCAAGAAAAAAUCAAACCAGAGCCAAAGACCAGUGCGUCUGAACCCUCUUCUCCAGCUCAUUCUACUUCAACAUCUAAGGUCAGUGCAGUGAGGAUGAAGUUUGAAACUGCAGCUCAGAAGGUCAGUCAAAGUCAGUCUAGUCCUACUAAAAUUCCUCCACCAGUGCAACCAAAGCCAUCAGUUAAGAAACUGCAGGAAAGCAAACUUCCUGUUUAUCAGUUCUGUACCGGAGGAAAAGCCUCAAAAGUAUCUGAGGCAUCAGAAGAACAUGUACAAAAAAAGAAUGAAAGGGACAAAGAAGAUAGUAAGCCUGAGCUGGUACCCAUCUCUAAAGUUCCCAAAUCAGACAAACUUCCAAAUAAAAAUGUCAUUGUGCACUCUCACGACAUUAAUGAAACUAAGACUGAUAAAGUAGCACCUAAAGGUAAAGAUAGCCAGUUUAGUCCAAUGCAGGAAAUUAAGGAGAGUGAUAAAAGCCAGACAGUUAAGACACCUGUUGUUUGUGACAGUGAUACUAAAAAGUACCAACAGAUCACAAAAGAUGUAUCAUCCACCAAAGAUGGAAAGCCUGAACUGUCCUUAAAGGACCCAGAGGAACCACUAAACAAAAACCUUAGAAAAAAAACGGAAUCCCAGAUUCCUAUAAGAAAAACAUCCCCUUGCUUAGAUAACAACCUCACAAAGAAACAGAUAACAGCAAAGCCCUCACAGAUACCUACAUUAUCUAAACCCAAAAGUCCAGAGACAGGUCGAGCAAAAACAGAUCUAACCUUUGAAAUUCUGGACAAUUCACCCAAAGAUUCCAACUCCAAUAACCUCCCUAGCCCCAUAGAAAUACUGGAGAAAGUAAUAACCCCUCCAGUUACUGUAACAACCAAAGAAAACUUCAAGGGCAUCAAAACAUUGCCUGUUUAUGUCCAGGUUGGUAGGCAAGCAGAGAGGGAGGCAAAGGGAUCACUGUACACAGUCAAACAGAAAUCAAGCUCUGCAAUUAGUCCCAUAAGCCCAGAGGAUGACACAUUAGAGCAAGUUUCUUUCAUAGACAGCUCAGGUAAAAGCCCCCUUACACCAGAAACCCCCAGCUCUGAAGAAGUCAGUUAUGACCUCACAUGCAAAACUCCUGAUGGCUUUAUUGAAUUCCUUUCCGGCAAGCCGAGCCCCAUCAUGGAGGUAUCUGAGGACUCAGAGGAAGAUGGUCAAGGAAAUACAGUGUUCUCUCUUAAAGAGGCAAAAACAGAAAGUAAAACUAGUGUUCAUGAUGCCCAAGCAGACUUUGUUAAUGCUAAUAAAGAAGAAACAAAAAUGAAUGACAAUCAGCAAGAGUUACCUGAUAAUUUAAUAAAAGAAGAAACGGUCAACAACAUGCUUGGUGAAAUUAAAGGCCAGGAGCAAAAACAAGUGUCUAAAGACAAGGGUAUUGCAUAUAUCGAGUUUCCUCCCCCUCCCCCUCUGGAUUCAGCUUCAGAAAUUUCAGACACAGAGAGAAAAGACUCAUGUGCCUCUUCAGAGACUGAGACUGAAAUGAUGGAAGUGAAUUUACAGGAGGAACAUGACAAGCAUCUGACCGAACCAGUUAUACGUAUACAACCCCCUACUCCAGUUCCCCCUAGUACAGAUGACAGUCAGUCAAAUGCGGAAGAUGAUGAUGAGUCAAUCUUCCAACCAAUUCCUUGUAAGAAAUUGACCUCCAAAGUUUCUGAGGAGGAGGAAAAUAAAAGGGAGAAAGAGAAAACUCCUAAAUCCAAAAGACAUGAUAAAAAUGGCAACAAGGAACCUGGUGGGACCAAUGGCUCCAAUGGCUCCACCAAUGGAUCUAAAGGUUCCAACGGUAAAGGGGAUGAUAAUGACUGUGAACAAAAUGGAAAUGACCAGUCAAUAACAGACUGUUCAAUAGCCACAACAGCUGAGUUUUCACAUGACACAGAUGCCACAGAAAUAGACUCACUCGAUGGCUAUGAGCUUCAAGAUGAGGACGAUGGCUUGUGCGAACAGGCAGAUUUACGCCUUUUUGGACUUCCUGACAGCCGGAGAGAUGUCUGGGCAACAGACACAUUUAGGUCUUCUGACCGCUCUUUUCCUCAGACCAAGCUGGAAGUUAUUGAGGAGGAGAAGACCCCUGAGGAAUGCCAGAAGGACAUUUUGAAAAAAGAUACAUCCACACGUAAUGGAAAGACGGAUGACGUUAGUAAUGAUGGAGCUAAAGCCCAGGAACAAAGACUCUCAGACAAAGAAGGAUUUUCAGACUCUUACUUUAGUUACAAAUUAGAAGAGGAAUUAAAUUCUCCUUUUAAGACUGUGGCCACUAAGGGCCUGGAUUUUGAUCCAUGGCCCAGUAAAGGUGGAGAAGGAGAAAUUGUUGACAUGGGUGGGACACGGGGAAACAAUGGGGAGCCAAAGCCUUAUGGACUAGCGGUCGAAGACCAGUCUCAGGCUACAACAGCGGAAACUACCCCUGCCCAAACUCCAACGGACGAUAGCACGCCAACGAGCGAACCAAACCCAUUCCCCUUCCAUGAAGGGAAGAUGUUUGAGAUGACACGCAGUGGUGCGAUUGACAUGAGCAAGAGGGACAUGGUGGAGGAGAGGCUCCAGUUUUUUCAGAUUGGUGAGCAUUACUACUCGGCGGGCAGGUACAGGGUCAACGACUUUGAGAAAGAUGCCUCCUCACAACACAGAGAUGAGUUUAAUUCUCAGUAUACCUUACCAAUCCCUGAAGUUUCCCUUCAGACUACAACUUUAGAGAUAUCCAAUGUGUCUGGUUACAGCACAUGCAGAGAGUCAGCUUCCAACAAUGAGCCAAAAUUCUCCACUUUUAGAACAGGUUCAAAGCCAGCAUCUUCUGAUGCUUCAAAUAGCACUUCUAAAUAUACAAGCACCUUUGAUGGCAAUACUAAUGAAGUCUCAGGGACCACUGUAGAUAGAUUUUAUUGUGUUAUGCCAGACUAUGCAGAUUGCUGUCAUUUUAAUACAACAAACAAAGUGGAUGACUCUUUGAGAAGACCAUCUUUUGUCAUGGAUCACGAUUCGAAUGACAAUAUUUGUUCAGACACACCAAAACAGACCCCAGAAUAUGAAAAGAGUUAUUACCAAAGCACAGCUUUUCCUUCAGAACAGACAAUAAAUCUGCAAAGACUAAGCAGCAAUACUAGUAGCACUAUCCCUGACUCGUAUUUAGGUAUUUCUCAUACUGGCAGUAUUGUGUUGAACUUGUCGUCCUCUUCAAGACCAACACAGAAGGAGGUCAGUGGGACAGAUGCCUCUCUAAGCCAGUUAGAGGAACACCACAGUGAGAGCGGGACUGUUUCUAAUGUAGCAAUAUCAAAAACAAAAGCCAAAGGAAUCACCGACCAUAUAAUCAGAUCGAGGUUACCCUUGAGGGUAGAUAGCCACAAACUAUGCAGCCAAAGGCACAAAGUAGUGAUGGGUAUUUCCAAAGAAAAUGUUAAUGAAUUCCCUUUCACGACACAUGAGAUGAAACAAAAAGUUAGGAAACGAUUGGACCCUUUUGAAUCUUUAUUUCCUAAAUCCCGAAUCCCUAUGUUGAAAGUCAUUAAAAAACCCUCUUCUUCCCAUGGAAAGACACUGGUCAGAAACAAUCCUACAGUCAGACAUAACAAUGUUAGUAAGGGAGGAACUCAACAUAAACACAUAGACGGGGCAUUGAAAGCCCAAAGCAGAGAUAAAAAGAGUGCAGUAGUCCUAAAGAACUUUACUACAAAGUCUGUUAAUAUCCAGGCAGACAACACUUUAAAUAAAACCAAAUCCAAGGAGGCUGAAGCUAAGUUAGCAAGAAAAUCUCUGCCCACUGAGGACAAGAAGAGCCACAGCCUCAGCACCACCAGGAACACUUCCCUGUCAGGACCAUCUAGAGCUUCUAGGAGUUCCCGUCCUUCCUGCACCUCUACCUCCACCCCCACCUCCACCACCACAUCACCAUCACCCACUAGAGAUGUCAGUCAGAGGAUGAGGACGAGCAGGAGGAAGAUUAGGCGGACACAUGGAGGGAAGCAGCGUGAGCAGAUGGAGGAAGGGAGUCAGGUUGAUCAACCAAUCACGACUCGUGUGAUGGAGAACGAGACUAGCCCUCAGAGCCCCUGUGAGAGAACAGACGUCCGAAUGGCGAUCGUAGCCGACCACCUCGGCCUCAGCUGGACCGAGCUGGCCAGGGAGUUGAAUUUCUCUGUGGAAGAAAUCAACUUCAUCAGAGUUGAAAACCCCAAUUCCCUGACAGCACAGAGCUUUAUGCUCCUAAAGAAAUGGGUGUACAGGGAUGGUAAAAAUGCCACAACGGAUGCUUUAACUGCGGUGCUGACUAAGAUCAAUCGGUUGGAUAUUGUGACUUUGCUGGAAGGGCCCAUAUUUGACUACGGUAACAUAUCAGGCACACGCUGCUUUGCCGAUGAUAACGCAGUAUUCCCGGAUCAGUCCGAUGGAGACCACAAUAUAGAUCUGGAACUGAAAACCCCAACAGGCCUCACGUACGUCCCCUGUACCCCGCUACGCUCCGACGAAUUCUUUGGUGAAGGUGAAGCUAGCGUAGUGUCCCCUAGUCGGACCACGCUCACCAGACCUAGCGACCUCUCCCUAGCUCAGACCACGAGCACCUCCAGCAGCGAUCCCCCCACGGUGGUCCCAGCCCCUGGCUCAGAGCCUCCUAUUGCAGGGCCUGAAGACACAAUUCUGACUGGAGGAGACAGAGGGGUGUCUGUGGAGAUGCCAGAUAAUGACCGAAGGGCAGGGAACCUCAACGAAGACGGUUCUCAAAACGGAAGAGAGAAGGAAGAGGAAAUGACCCAGGAGAGGCUGCGGAGUCUGCUGGAGGAUAUACAGCUGGAGGGAGGCGUGGAGGAAGAGGAGAUGACUGAAGAGAGAGUGAAUGCGAUCCUAGAACAAGUACGGCAAGCAGAACAAAACAUUUCUUCAGUUCCAGGCUGGAGGACGGAGACGUCUGGAGCCACGGCUGGACACAGCGGCAAGGACACGGAGAGCAGCCCUGACAGUCCAGCCGACUCCCUGGAGCAGCCGCCGGCUCAGAACGGAGGUCACGCAGAGUUAGGGAGGGAAGGGAGGGAAAAAGAAGCCAAAAGGAAGGGGACCGAGGAGGACAGCAGGACAGCGGGACCCAGCAGAGGACGGGAGGACGUAGGUGACAAGACCCAGCACAAAGUCCAGGAAACCAUCAGAGCUGAUGAGUCCGGCUCUGACAACGAGACCACCGUCACCACCAGGGUGUACCGCAGACGGGUCAUACUCAAGGGAGAGGAGGCCAGAAACAUUCCUGGACAGUCUGUUACUGAGGAGCAUUUCAUAGACGAAGACGGCAGUCUGGUCACCAGAAAAGUUAUCAGAAAGGUGGUGCGUCGCGGUUUCAACUCACAGGAAAGGAGGGAAGGUGAAGUCCAGAAUACACCAGGGGAAGGCGCUUUGGGUGUUGAUGUAGGCGAAGCAGUUGCUUCUGGAUCAGCAGAAGCUACAGCAGAGAACAAGGGGGGUAGAGGCAAGAAAAGAGGGAAGCGCUCCCGACAUGGCCACAAGGAGGAACCCCAGAGAGAGAAAACACAGCCUGGAGACGGUUCCAACAAGAAGCACGGGAAAAAGAGUCAGUCUUAACAACAAAGCUCUAAUAUAAACCUGGUUUUCAAACGCUCACAGCAUCUCCACACUCGGACAAACACCUGAGCUGGAGUCCACGAAGAAGCAGCAGCUCGGGAGGACUGUGUCAAGUCAGCCGAAACGUAUUAGAAACAAUCACCCACAGCGCAUGGUUUACAACAAGACGACGUUACUUUUCCUUGAUUUCGCAUGAGCAUGCCACUGAACUCACUCACUGUCAGUAAAAAAACAACAACAACAACACACAGGGGGCCACUCGUGGAUGUGAGCGCGAACCUUCGCUCGUCAGCGGCUAACGAACUGCAUCUGCAGCCAGAGAGAAUAACUGCUGACAGAACAGACUCCACUCUCUCAGACACUCGCCUCUUACUGUGCUUUUAUUUUAUUUCCUCCUGAAUCUCAGACAGCAGCACUGGAGUGUGCCAUGUGGUUCCUUUUUUUUUUUUUUUUUUUUUGAAUAAAAUCUAACAAUAAAUUGUGAUUUUGUUGUAUAUAAAUGACACUGUAUAAAAACAAAAAAAAAAUAGUAGCUUCACAGAUUGUUUAUGCACUGAUUUGAGCUGGUGAGGCUUUGCAGAGUCAGUGCACUUGACUGUGUGACCUGAUUUGCUCUUCCUAAAUAAUGUAGAGAAAAAAAAAGCAUCAAAACAGCUCUAUGAGAACGAUGAACGAAUGCAUCAGCUUAAUUUUACACGUUGGGUAUCUGUUUUAACCGUUCCUCUGCUGUGGAACAUUCUUGAAAGAAAUUAUAUUUUGCUGCAUGUUCUGUCACUUUAUUUUUAAUGUUUUUUUUUUUUUUUCUCCCCCUUCUAAUUUUAAAGCACUGUAAUACAAUUAGAGAUGGUUUGACAGAACUCCUUUUUCUGUUCAGGUUCAUAAUAACACAAAUGUGUAUCAUCUGUGGCUGUCUUAGAUUUAAUAAACAUGCUCCCCAUUCAAGUUGUGGGACAGUAAAGCUUCGCUCUUUUGAUCCAGCAAAGUGCAGACGGUUUUGUCGGAUGUAACCUGCGAGCUGGAAUAUUAGCUCUGAGCUGCCAGCAGCCCUGAGUAUGUAUGUACUGGAUGUGUAAGGGUGUGUGUGUGUGUGUAUGUGUGUGUAACACCAUAAAACUUUGUUUCCCAUCAUGCAUACUAUAGAUUUUAUGUCUACAGGUGUUUUUUAAAAAGGGGACUGUUUUUAUGUUAGGUUUUUACAACAUCCAUCUUGUUUAACUGUUGAACAUAAUCAGAUUUUUAGCCUCAAUCACCUUACUGUAACUAUACCAACAGCUGGAAACACAAAAAAUCACACUCGUGACGGCACGUUGGUGAAAAUGUUAUUUUCUUUUAGUGUAAAUUUUAUUUUUCGUGGGGUUUGUUUUCCUUUUAAUACAAAUCUACCCUAUUCAUGUACUGAUGGUAAAUCUGGUACCAACAUGUAUGACAAACCAACAUAGCCAACCCUGGAUGACUCAAGUAAUUAUUUAAG